ACCGCACAGAGCCGCAUGCGCACAGGCGGUUGCAAGACGCAGUUUGCUUCCUCCCGUAAACUACUACAAAUAGCUUGGAUUGUGCAGAGCACUCCAUUCACACGUUUGGAAAGGGGUGCAAUGGGCAAGCCACACGCCGUAGUGAUCCCAUACCCGGCACAAGGCCAUGUCAUACCCCUCAUGGAGCUCUCCUAUUGCUUGGUGGGCCACGGUUUCAAGAUCACGUUCGUGAACACAGACUUCAAUCAUCUCCGAAUCAUGGCUGCAUCGCCGAAGAUUGUCGAUGGGACUGAUCAUAUCCGUCUGAUUUCGAUCCCGGACGGUAUGGAGACCGGUGAAGAUCGCACUGACCUUGGGAAGCUAUGUGACAGUAUCUUAAGUGUGAUGCCUGGCUGUUUAGAGGAGCUGAUUAGAAAGAUCAACGGAUCUGAUAUCGACACUGUCACAUGCAUCAUCGCAGACGGUAGCAUGGGGUGGGCCAUAGAUGUUGCUAAGAAGAUGGGAAUACGAGGAGUCGCCUUCUGGCCAGCAUCUGUGGGCCUCUUGGCUGCAAUACUUCAUAUUCCGAAGCUGAUGGAGGCUGGAAUCAUCGAUGACAACGGAUUUCCAACCAAACAACAACAGAUGAUCAAGCUCUCCCCCACCAUGCCCGAGAUGAACAUUGCCCACUUCUCAUGGCUAUGCAUUGGUGACCAUACAACGCAGCGUACCAUUUUCCUGUACUUGCUUAACAACGAUCGUGCAAUCAAAGCAUCUGAUUGGAUCCUCUGCAACUCCUUCAACGUCAUCGAAUCAUCGGCCUUUGAUCUGGCGCCACACAUCCUCCCCAUCGGCCCUCUCCAUGUGCACACUCAGCUCGGGCAGCUCGAUGGGAACUUCUGGCAAGAGGACUCAACUUGCUUGAACUGGCUCGACCAACAGCCAGCCCGCUCAGUUAUCUACGUUGCUUUCGGCAGCUUCACGGUAUUGAACCGACAUCAGUUCCAUGAACUCGCACUUGGGCUCGAACUAUCCAACCGUCCAUUUCUAUGGGUUGUACGGCCUGAUCUUAUCAACGGGUCAUCAGAAGCCUACCCAGAUGGCUUCGAAGCUAGAGUAGCUGACCGAGGGCGGAUGGUCGGAUGGUCACCUCAACGGAAGGUGUUGGCUCACCCUUCGAUCGCCUGCUUCGUAACUCAUUGUGGUUGGAACUCAACCCUUGAAGGGUUGAGCAACGGAGUUCCAUUCCUGUGCUGGCCUUACUUUUGUGACCAGUUCCUCAACAAAAGUUACAUUUCUGAUGUUUGGAAGGUGGGCCUGGGUUUGAGCUCAGAUAUCAAAGGGAUCAUUUCAAGGGUUGAGAUUAAAGGAAAGGUGGACCAAUUGGUUUCUGAUGAGGGGAUAAGAUCAAGGGCCUUAGAGCUCAAGGACAUGGCUAGAAAAAGCGUUGGGGUAGGAGGAUCUUCUUCCAAGAACUUCAAUGAUUUCGUUGAAGCAAUGAAGUUAGAAAUCCAGGGUAUCCAUUAGGUUGAAUGUACCCUGGCCUGAAAGUACGUCCGCGGUACA
Magnolia sinica is the source of this 1545-nucleotide messenger RNA. Its product is annotated as UDP-glycosyltransferase 83A1-like. The record is from RefSeq and is a predicted model, not a curated record. The transcript is spliced from 2 exons. Gene Ontology annotation, molecular function: UDP-glycosyltransferase activity. Lineage: Eukaryota; Viridiplantae; Streptophyta; Magnoliopsida; Magnoliales; Magnoliaceae. The coding region runs from base 16 to 1506 and encodes 496 amino acids.